Phanerochaete carnosa HHB-10118-sp is the source of this 833-nucleotide messenger RNA. RefSeq lists its product as uncharacterized. The record is from RefSeq and is a predicted model, not a curated record. The transcript has 5 exons. Lineage: Eukaryota; Fungi; Basidiomycota; Agaricomycetes; Polyporales; Phanerochaetaceae. The coding region runs from base 25 to 789 and encodes 254 amino acids. Gene Ontology annotation, molecular function: translation initiation factor activity. Gene Ontology annotation, cellular component: eukaryotic translation initiation factor 3 complex; cytoplasm.
CGCGUCCAUUGCCCACCUUUCGGAAUGUCUGACUGGGAGAACUCCGACAGCGAACCUGCCGCUGCGCCUUCUGCACCUGCAGCCAAGAAGCCUGUACCAGUGAAGAGCAAAUGGAAGGGCGAGGACGAGGACGGCGACGCCCCUGUCAGUGACUGGGAGGCAGAGUCUAGCGAAGACGAAGAGAAGAAGCCCGCGCCGGCUACGGCGGCUCCCCCAAAGAAGAAGGGAACACUGAAGGCGAAGCUCGCGGAGAAGGCUGCAGCUAAGGCUGCAGCAGAUGAUGAUGAUGAGUAUGAUGAGGAUGCUGUACUGGACCCACGAGAGAAGUUGCGGCGAGACCGCGAACGCGAGCUCCAGGCCGACUUGAGUAACGCAGCCGACCUCAUGGGUGCCGCCGCGCUGGGAGGCACCUCUAAUAAGGAGCUUGACUCCCUGAUAUCCGCGCAACCACGGACGAAGGAGGAUUUCAUCGAUCUCUCAAACAAGAUUAUCGAGUUUAUUAUCAAGAGGCAUCAGGCGAAGCCUUUAUACCCUACCUUCGUCGAACACUUCGUCCGUGAACUUGCGCAGCCCUUGCGAGACGUCGAGGUUCGAAAGGCUGCUAGUGGUCUAACGACCCUUGCAAAUGAGAAGCAGAAGGAACAGAGGGAGGCGGCGUCCGGCAAGAAGAAGCCUAAAGCUACCACUAAGCCUGCGCUUGGAGGAGCCAAGGUUACGAGCAAGUUGGACACCAACAUCUACGAAGAGGCACUAGAUGAUUUCGGAAGCAACGCAGACGAUUUCAUGUAGAUCAUGUAUAUCGUCGCCAUAUCCUAAUGUACACUGCUUAACCC